This is a messenger RNA of Cephus cinctus (wheat stem sawfly), 5149 nucleotides long. RefSeq names its product MAU2 chromatid cohesion factor homolog (gene Mau2). Gene Ontology annotation, cellular component: chromatin; SMC loading complex. The transcript has 8 exons. The coding region runs from base 413 to 2218 and encodes 601 amino acids. Gene Ontology annotation, molecular function: double-stranded DNA binding; protein binding. Gene Ontology annotation, biological process: mitotic sister chromatid cohesion; maintenance of mitotic sister chromatid cohesion. The record is from RefSeq and is a predicted model, not a curated record. Lineage: Eukaryota; Metazoa; Arthropoda; Insecta; Hymenoptera; Cephidae.
GUGGCAUCUCCACCGUGAAACGAUGUGGCCAGCGCCGUACAUAAAUAUUACGCAAUACAGCGGUUUUCACAAGAAUUUCCACGAAAUUUUUAUGUUGUACGCAUUCGCACAGUCGAUCUGAAUUAUCAGAUGUGAUUUAAUACAACGUAAGUGCUAACGAACAGUGCGUGCGCGCGUGUGACGCGUGACGAAAAACUCUACAGAGUUUGAGGAGAAUAGAGAAAGAAAGAAAGAGAAAAAAAGCAGAACUAUAGGAAGACGCGAAGGGGGUCUCGCUACAGUUUCUUUGAUAUUGUUUGUGGUGUAGAAUAAUGAGAAUAACCGUGUUUGCGGAUUGAUCUGGUAGAAAGAAUCGUGUAACUUUUUCGUUCACGACGGUAGUUGACCGUCUCGCUCGCCGAGAAAUGUCAAAAUGGCGUCUUCCCAGGACGCUUGGUACCUAUCGUUGUUGGGCCUAGCUGAAAACUUUCGCACCUCAAGUCCGCCGAACAUCAAGUCCUGUAUCCAGUGUUUACAAGCUGUAUUUAACUUCAAGCCGCCGCCCCGGGUCGAGGCUCGUACACAUCUUCAGCUUGGCAACAUACUCCUCACCCAUACGAAGAACAUCGACCUGGCGCGUUCCCAUCUCGAGCAGGCGUGGAGGCUCAGUCAAAAUAUAAAUACAUUUGAUGAUGUUAAAUUUGAGGCUGCCAGUGUUGUUGCUGAAUUGUAUGAACAGCAACAGCAGCCCAAUCUUAGUAAGCCCAUAUUGAGGAAAGCUAUUGAAUUGUCGCAACAUAAUGUCUACUGGCACUGUAGACUUAUAUUUCAAUUGGCUCAAAUCCAUGCAUCCGAAAAAGAUUUUGUUGUUGCAAGUAGUCUUCUUGGAGUUGGCGUGGAUUAUUCUCAUAUAAGCAAUGCCAGUUAUACGAGGGUCUUGUUUCUAUUAAGCAGAGGGAUGCUUCUGUUGAUUGAUAAAAAAUUUACAGAAGUACAUCCACUUCUUAAUCAGGCAGGACAUCUCGUAGAAAAUUGGCAGGGUAGUACACAUCAAAAGGAAUACCUGAAAGUUUAUUUUUUGGUUCUUCAAGUUUGUCACUUCCUCAUGGCAGGCCAGGUCAAAAGUGUCAAACCUUGUUUAAAACAAUUGCAACAAAGUAUACAGACAAUAAUGUCGCCUAGUUGGCCCUCCGAUGAAAUUGUUACUGGUUCGAACAUAGGUGACAUGUUUGUAUGGAUGCCAAAGGAACACUUAUACGUUUUGGUUUACCUCGUAACGGUGAUGCAUUCAACGCAAGCGGGAUAUAUGGCUGAAGCACAAAAAUAUACGGACAAGGCUCUCACGCAAAUUGAAAAACUUAAAAAAGUUUUUCCUGAUUUCGCAGUUGUAGACAACAAGCCAAUACUAUCAGUUUUUCAACUGAUGCUAUUGGAACACAUAGUAAUGUGUAGACUGGUUAUGGGAAACAAAAGUUUAGCCCUUGCUGAAAUCUCUCAGGCGUGCCAGCUAUGUAGGCGGCAGCCUCGGCUUCUUCAGGCGCACAGACCACAACUUCAUGCGUUGUUAGGGCUGUAUGCAAUGUCCAUGAACUGUAUGGAGGCCGCCGAAGCUCAAUUCCAGGCUGCACUCGGGACAUCUCAAGAAAGGGAACUGUGGACGUUCGCCAAUCUAAACCUGGCUAUAGUAUAUCUGAGAACAAAGAGGGAUGCCGAUUUGGGAGCACUCCUUGAAAGGAUAAAUCCAGAGUCUUUACCGUCACAUUCGCACUCCUUACGUGCAGCUGCGUACUACGUCCAAGGUCUUCAAGCAUUUUUCGGUGCCAGAUAUAAUGAAGCCAAGAGGUAUCUUAGAGAAACAUUAAAGAUGGCCAAUUCCGAGGACCUCAACAGACUAACUUCCUGCAGUCUUGUACUCCUUGGUCACAUAUUCCUCUCUGUGGGAAACAGUCGAGAAUCCAUGAAUAUGGUGACACCAGCAAUGCAGCUAGCUUCCAAGAUACCUGACGUUCACGUGCAACUUUGGGCAAGCGCUAUUUUGAAAGACUUGUAUAGGUUAUGUGGUGAUCCGAAUCGCGAAAGUGAGGCAUAUCAGAUGCACUGCAAUUUCUCGCAGAUGCUCCUGAAAGAUCACUUCCAAAGUACGCAGAUGAGUGAACACUCUCUUAUUCAAUGGACUGACGGCCCGGUACCCGCAUUGCCGAGCAAUCCGCCACCAUCCACCUCGCAGGCGAUCCUCUAACAGGGCUCCACGAAUCUUAAGGAUAUUUGCGAAUUUACUUAACGGUCGCAUCAGGCCCAAACUCUUAUCGGGAAUUCUUGAGAAUUCUGAACAGAAAUUAAGAUAAAGAGUUAAGGCUCUCAGGAAGGUCUCCAAUAAGUGUUAGAUUAUCUUUGCGACUUGAAAAAGUAGAAGGGGUAUGGGUGAGUGAAGAUGAUACAGGGCUCGGGAGCAUUAACGCUCAACGACUCUGCUUAGUCGUUGCGGGAUGCGCAAAAGCGCAGCACGUUGGCGUGUCGCAACCAGCGAGAAAAAUUGAACUGUACGAAAAGUUGCGUGUAGUUUUAUAUUCUGGUUUCUCGUUGCAUUCUUGUUUCUACGAAUCGUUUUUUAUUCCCGCAUUUCUCACAUCCGGACGCAAUGUUUCAACAAACAUUUUUUAUACCAUUAUUUUGUGCCUCCUUUUAUUCUGAAAAAAAUGUAUUUACUAUUGUUUCAAAAACAUCAUUGCAUGCAGAAUAUAUAUAAAAUAUACGGAGUAUCCACGUUUCUUAUGUUCGCUCUCAUUUAUGUGCAACUUUCAUAACAUCGUUUACGAUUUUUGUAGAUUUUCAUUUUACGUUUAUUUUCUUUUUCAUUCUUUGGACAAUGAAAGAGCGUUUAUUCCGAAUUAAUAUGCACGCAAGAAAGCUUCUACAGACUCUAUUAAUGCGAACAGUAUAAUCGUAUAUCGGAAUUGGUAAUUAAGAGGAGAAUCGGUGGCAAUACUUAAUUCCUCGCAGGCUAAUAAUUUAUUGUUUUAAUGAUUUUGCAGUCAUCAACAUAUUGUUUUAAAUAAUUCAAGAAUCAUUAAAAUAACUGGCAUUUGUUAUUUACACUGACGGAUAUGAAUUGAACAAAUGAAAAGUUGAAUUCCGCCGUACAGAAAUACUUGGACGCGGAUAUUGUCACAGUUAUAUGGUCAUGCGGAUCCUUUUAAUUAUAAGUACAAUGUGAUUGUAAUAUAACAACGAGAUCAAGAGAUCAACCGGAAGAUUUUCAUUCUCGUCGCGAGUAAUUUAUCAGUCUUCGAGGAAUGUAGGGAUAAUGUGAUCAUGGUGUGUGUUAUCAAAUGAAUGAAAAAUCGUACAAAUUAUCUCAAAACAAAAAAUUAGAAAUUAUACAAAUGAGAAAGGAAAAUGAAAAGGACAGAACCGAAGGAGAUAUCGAGAUAAGGCCCGAAGGAGCUAAGGAGGGUUAGUUGGCCAACAAAGUGUGCAAAGUCAUCGAGAUUUUCCAGAUCUACAAAUAUGACAUACAAGCACGCGAUGUAGGCGAUAGUAGGUCACACUUGUACAGGACAUUUCACACGUGAUGCACGUGCGAAUAGUUUUCGAGAGUAUUUUUCAUAUCUGUAUGCGUGUGUAUCAUUGCGCGGAUGAUCUCAAUGCAAUCCAACUGCCCGAUUAAUUAAUGUUUCUUUAUGCUACUGAAUUUUCAUUCAAGACAAAAUAUAUCCCGUAAAAGUGAGAAUGGUACGCGUGAAAAGUCCAGUAUAAACGUUACCCGAUUUCGAAGUGUUAAAGACUAUCUGGCGGACACUUUGAAAUCAAAAAACCUAUAUCUUUGUAGGUGUAGGCGCGCCGUUAACAUGAUUAUAUAAUAUUGAAGAUGAAUUAACAUGACAUAUGUAUAUAUAUAAAACAUAUAUAUAUAUAACAUAAUAAUAUAUAUAUGUAUCAUAUUGAAUAUAAUGAUAGCAUUGCAGCAGGGGCCUUAGCGCGCUCGGUCACUCGAACAAUGGGAAAAUGAAUGUGCUUGUUUUUUCUGGCCCGUAGCUCGAGUCACCUUGUCACGUCAAUAACUUGUAUAUAUUAAUAAUUUCCAUUAUUAUAUUGAUAAUUGCAUAGAAUGAUAGGCGAAACGAAAAAUGGAACAAACCGCCGUUUGCGAUACGAUCAUUCUGAAGAAUCGUUAGUUAUUAUUAUUAUUGUUGUUGUUAUAUAGUCGGUGCACGAGUAAAACAGCUUGAAGUAACAAAUGAGAACACGUGUUUCGUGCUAGUGACUCCUGUAGCAAAAUUUCUCAAUGACCAUUGCUCUUGUGGAAGGUAAUGGAAUGGUUUUUCAUUGAUGUGCCGCACAUUUCCUUUGGCAAAAAUGCAUUGGCAACGGACUUCGCAUUUUUCUAUCUGUCAUUCUAAGCUAUUUUGCUUGUGGACUGACUACAUACACCGCCAUUCUGUGUGUGGGCUAGGGGUGAGUGGAUCAUAUUGGAUGAAUGAUAGGCAGACAACAUGAGAAAGAGAGAUGACGAUAAUGAGAGUAAAGGAAAUUCAUACUGAUUUGCCAAUAGGGAGUAAGAUUAAAUUAAAAAAAAAGAUUAAACGUGAAUUCUUGUAUAAAGACUUUUGUGCUUUGAGUAAAAAAUCGUGCGUGUAUGUGUGGACGUGAUGAAUGAAUAUGUAAAAUGUGAAUGGGAGUGGUCGGAGGAAACAAUACAAAAUUUGUCAAAUUACAGAGAAAGUAUGAUUGAGUAAGAUACUUUAACCUGAGCCAAAUGUAAAUUUUUUAUUUCUUUCCUUUUUUAGUACUUUUAUAAAAUAUGACGUUGAUAGGCAUGUGAUGUCAUGCAUAUUAUAGUUUGAAGUUGUACGAAAUACGUACUAGGAAAAAUGGGUUUUUGUUUCUGUUUUCUUAUCUCGGUCCAUCUAUGAUACUCAGUACUGCUGUUUUCACUAUGUAGGAUUAUAUAGAAGAAACUUCACGGCUUUAAUGUAUUAGAAGAAAAAAAAAUGGAAAACGGCUUAAUUUUUUUUUCUAAACUUUCCUUUUGGGCGCAUCGUGUGCGCGUAUAUGAGUAUUACUGUAUAUAUAUUGUGUUGGUAAGCAAGUGUGAUAUGCGUAUUGUCUUCAGAGGAUGCCUAAGGAAAUAAAAUGAAACGGUUUAGAGGUAUGCACGAGAUUACCAGGA